AAUCAUUAUAUCCAUCAUUUUCUGGAUCUGGAUCAAUGGCUAGCAUCACUGCAGGAGGGACUUCGAAUAACUCCGCCAAUUCACAACCUGAACCGCGUAAAGUUCGGGCUUUGUAUGAUUUUGAAGCGGCUGAAGAGAAUGAAUUGACGUUUUUUUCUGGCGAGAUUAUACAUGUACUAGAUGACUCCGAUCUGAAUUGGUGGAAAGGCUAUAAUCAACGCGGGGAAGGUUUGUUUCCAUCGAACUUUGUAACCGCUGACUUGUCUGUUGACCCGGAACGUUUAGAUAUCAAUCAACACAAUAAAACGAAAAAGGGUGUGCAAUUUGAAGAUGAUACCAAAGCAUUGCAAUUAAAGACUGAGGCUGCCGCAGCGGCAGUUGCCGAACAACGAAUCGAAAUCGAUGAAGUAAAGAUUGACCGUCUAUUGCAUCUUCUGCACGAAGCGAGCCCUGAAGACCCUUCGCAAGAUAGCGAAGAAAUGCUGCGCUUAGAGCAGCAAGUACAUCAAAUGGGACCACUUAUUGAUGCAGAGUUGGAGCGUGUUGAUCGCAAGCAUGCACAACUAACGCAAUUAUCCAGUGAUUUGGUGGACGCAAUCAAUCUGUAUCAUUCGCUUAUGCGCGAUGAUCAUAUGGGACUAUCAGGUGGCCCCGUAUCUGGAGGUUAUAUAGGUGGUGUGCCAGAAAUGGUAAGAACAAUGGCGGGUUUAGAUUAUCAAGGCGUGCCAAAUGCACAAAUGUUAUACGGUGCAGUUAGCUAUCCAGGCAAUACACAUUUUCCACCACAUAUUCUACGACCGCAAGACAUUCCACAGCAAAGUUACGGCAUGCAAUCGUUGCCCUACGCCAACGCUGUACUGAUGGCCCGUAAUCUCGCACCUGUUACCACUCAAAAUUCCCCAAACGUGGCUUCAUCAGUAGUAUCGGUACCGGGCGGCAGUUAUCCUAUCCCCUUGGAAUAUCAGAAUGGACACGAAAACCCAGGACAGCGGAAUGAAAAUGUGGAAUUCGAACCUGACCAUCACCAGACAUCAACAACUUGUG
Molecule: messenger RNA, 1044 nt
Organism: Rhagoletis pomonella (apple maggot)
Lineage: Eukaryota; Metazoa; Arthropoda; Insecta; Diptera; Tephritidae
Product: signal transducing adapter molecule 1-like
Exons: 2
Biological process (GO): protein transport to vacuole involved in ubiquitin-dependent protein catabolic process via the multivesicular body sorting pathway
Cellular component (GO): ESCRT-0 complex
Molecular function (GO): protein binding
Source: RefSeq, a predicted model, not a curated record